AUGGAGUCGGGCGAUCAAGGUCCCAAGGGCGAACUCGGUUUAAUGGGAUCAGAAGGAGAAAAGGGUGGUGUUGGUGACGUUGCUGAAUGCAAUGAAGCCGGUUUAAUCGGAGAUCCUGGACCUGAUGGAGCAAUGGGAACAAUUGGCAGUCCAGGUGAUGAUGGAGAACAAGGAGAAGAUGGUGAUGUUGGACCGGAAGGAGAACCGGGUCCUGAUGGAGAACAUGGUGAGAUUGGCGAUAUAGGAAUAGAAGGUAUUCGUGGUAUUACUGGAGAAAAAGGUGAAUCAGGUAGUAUGGGUGAUAUGGGUGAAAAGGGUUCUCCUGGUCCAGGGGGUGAAACUGGAGAUAUUGGCCCACAAGGCGCACAGGGUGCGGAUGGUUCUCAGGGUCCAACUGGUGAUCCUGGACCGAGUGGAGAGUUUGUGGAAGGUGAACGAGGAGAUACUGGGCCAGAUGGAACUCAGGGAGAACAAGGUGAGAAGGGUGAACCCGGUCCACCUGGAGAAGUUGGUGAAACAGGUCCUACCGCUGAAACUCUACCCGGUAUCAAAGGGGAGCCUGGACAACCCGGUGAAGAUGGUCAGUUAGGUGAACCUGGGUUAGAUGGUAACGAUGGAGAACCUGGGCUAAAAGGUGAUGAAGGUUUAAUGGGGGAGCCUGGGUCAAAGGGUUCACGUGGUCCACGCGGUAAAGUCGGGAAUGUUGGUGCAGAGGGUAGUAGAGGAGCCAAAGGAAACGUUGGUUCUGAGGGUGAGCUGGGUCCAGAUGGUGAAAAAGGGGACAGGGGGGAAGCAGGUGAUAUUGGUCCUCCCGGUAAUACGACUGCUGGACUCAAAGGGAGGGAGGGACUGGAAGGACCUCAAGGAGUCGAAGGUCAAGCUGGUGACUCAGGGGAACAAGGAGAAUCAGGUAUACCCGGUGAAGAAGGUGAUCAAGGUGAUGAAGGACCAACUGGUGAGACUGGAGAAAUCGGAACACCUGGUUUAGAAGGUGAUAUAGGACCUGAAGGAAACGAAGGUCCAAUCGGAGAGCAAGGUUCGGAAGGAGAUGUUGGUAUGAUAGGAGUAUACGGACCAGAGGGAGAAAAAGGCGAACCAGGUCUUAGAGGUGAUUCAGGUGAAGCCGCCAAAAACUGUUCCAUUGGGCCGAAAGGUCAACAAGGUCGACUAGGCCCACUGGGGUUACCUGGACCACAGGGACCACCUGGCGAUCAAGGACUACCUGGGCUACGUGGUAAAGAUGGUCCACCAGGGGUUGGAGUAAUUGGAGCACCAGGAGAACUUGGUGAUACUGGACACAUCGGUCUACCUGGAGAAGCAGGGGAUCCGGGAGUGGGAGGUGUGCAAGGUCUUCCUGGUUACGAUGGAGAAAAAGGUAUACAGGGAUCACAAGGUUCAUCAGGAAUAGAUGGAAUUGAUGGUAUUAUGGGACCAAAAGGGUUUUCUGGAGAUCAAGGUCCGUCAGGGAAUCGUGGACAAACUGGUGAUCAAGGCGAAAUGGGCGAAGAUGGUAUCCAGGGUCCAAAGGGAGCUCAAGGAGUUGCAACAAGAGGGGAGCUUGGUGAAAUAGGUGAUCCUGGGGAAAAUGGAGCUCUUGGAGAACAAGGAGACCCGGGUCCUGAUGGUGAAGUGGGAGAUGAUGGAGAUAUUGGUGAAAAAGGAGAAAAAGGUCAACCUGGACUAGUAGAAGGUGAGAGAGGUGAUGUAGGUGAUGUAGGGGAGCGUGGAGAUAUUGGAGAAGUUGGACCUCCUGGUCCUCUCGGUGAUGUUGGCCCCAAAGGUAAAAAUGGUGAGAAGGGACAACCAGGUCAAACAAAUUACUCCUCUAUAUUAUUUGCUCGUCAUUACCAGACGCCGUUUGUCGAUGACCUUACAUGUCCAACUGGGACUAAUAAACUGUUCACUGGUUACAGCUACGUUAUGGGAGGAGGUGUGGAUGAUUUAGUCAGUAUGGAUUUAGGUACACCAAGUUCAUGUUUGUCAAAGUUCAGUUCAUUACCAAUGACUCAAUGUGAAAGAGAUACAACUUGUCAAUCAAGUAUGAGGCAUGAACGAUCCUACUGGUUGGCCACAUUGGUACCUCGAUCUGAACAACCGAUUCCAGUAGAUCAAACGGCUGAUCAAAUCGCUAGAUGUGUAGUCUGUGAAGCUCCUGCACAUGUGUUUGCUUUCCACAGUCAAGGUGAAACAUUACAACCAUGUCCGAAUACUUGGACUGAAUUGUGGACAGGUGUUAGUUUAAUACUUCAUACUUCUGGUGCUCAUGGUGGAGGUCAACAAUUAUCUUCACCUGGAAGCUGUAUGGAACAUUUUCGUUAUUCACCAGUUAUUGAAUGUAAUAAUAAUGUAGGAAUGUGCCAUUAUUGGUCAGAUGCAAAAGUUUAUUAUUUAAGGGCUCUUAAUCCAAACAUUACACAAUUUGAGAAACCAGUAGGUUUUGUUAUGAAAGCAGCUGAAGGGCCAGUUUUGAAUAAUGUUAGUAAAUGUCGAGUCUGUAUGAAAAUCCCUGCUUAA
Molecule: messenger RNA, 2514 nt
Organism: Schistosoma mattheei
Lineage: Eukaryota; Metazoa; Platyhelminthes; Trematoda; Strigeidida; Schistosomatidae
Source: the annotation of a GenBank genome assembly